Messenger RNA from Mustela erminea (ermine), 1147 nucleotides. RefSeq names its product late cornified envelope 6A (gene LCE6A). The transcript is spliced from 2 exons. The record is from RefSeq and is a predicted model, not a curated record. The coding region runs from base 373 to 618 and encodes 81 amino acids. Lineage: Eukaryota; Metazoa; Chordata; Mammalia; Carnivora; Mustelidae.
AGUCCACUCAGGCCACACUGAAGGUCACAGUCUCUGUUCACUCAUUUUCAAGGGUUUCCCUUUGGCCCACAUCCUGCUGUAUGCCACUGAGGAAUUCAGACCUGGGAAUUGUGAAACAUCUGCAUAAAUAGUCCACGCACAGCUGCCCUCCAAUAAUAUGUAGCCUGAAGGCUUCAGUGGAGGAUGGAUAAAAGGCCUCCAGACUCCUCUUCCUGGAAUGAUUUGUCCACACAUCCUUCUCUAGGGUGAGGCUACCUCUGGGUGAGGAAACACUUGCAUGUCCCUCACUCAGAUGCUGCCAAGGCAGGCCUGAUCUCUCCUCUGCUUCUGCCCAGCGAGUAGAUAAGCCAGCUUCCACUCACUAGCCCACUGAUGUCACGACAGAAGCAGGAAUCCUGGGAGCCCCCUAGUGCUCCCAAAUGCUCACCUCGACAGUGCUCAAACACCUCCCUGGCUCCCUGCUCUGCUCCUUGCUGUGACCUCUGUUCAGGAGGCUACAAUUCUGGUUCCCAAAAGCCCGGGGAGCAGAGCCCUGGUGGCUCUCAGAGGGCUCACCGCAAGAAGCCCCGCUGCCUCAGUGGUGGCACAGUCUACCACAUCAAAGAGGAGGAGUGCUGAGGUAAACAGCCCAAAGGAGAGGGACAUAGGUACAGUGGCUCUCUCUCAUCCACCUUUCUGAAUUCACGCUGCUGGGAAGCUCAGGCUUGCCCCCUCUAUUUAGGGCUGGGAAACACUUUCUGGUCCCCAUAAGCUGCACUCCUACUUCUGUCUAUGCACUCAGCUCAGCCAACAACAUGGAGUCAGAGCCCUGGCUGCUGUGAAUCCCUGAGGUCACCUGAGGGGCUAAGGCUUCUACAGGUGGAUGCUGCCCCUUCUUUCCUUCCAAGAUGUUGACUGGUAUUGCUUCAGAAACACAUGGUUUGAGAUUUCUGUCUCAGCAUCCUUGUAGCCAUCAACCUAUGUCACUGCAGAAUCCUUACAUUGAAAACUUUUGAGUGACAAGUGUGCUGAGCACCUACUCUAUAUUGUGCUUUGUGUUACCAGAUGUAAUAGGAAAUUUAUCCCUGUUCUAGAAAAGCUUACAAUCUCAUGGGAGAAACAAUGUACAUUGUAUACUGUAAUAUGCAGACUAAUAAAUAUAAUUUUA